AUGGCGAAUUCAGACGAGGAUCGACCUUUCCGUGAACUUGAAGUCAAAAACAUUUUACAUCAAAUCCUUGAAGGGCUUUCAUUUAUGCACAAGCAUGGAUUUUUCCAUCGAGACCUGAAACCUGAAAACGUUCUCUGUAUGGGUCCAGAUUUAAUAAAAAUUGCAGAUUUUGGCUUAGCUCGUGAAAUAAGGUCAAGACCUCCCUACACUGAUUAUGUGUCCACUAGGUGGUAUAGAGCUCCUGAAAUUUUGCUACGCUCCACCAACUACAAUUCACCUAUCGACAUUUGGGCUUUAGGUUGCAUUAUGGCUGAGUUAUACAACCUCAGACCAUUAUUUGCAGGCAGAAGUGAGAUCGAUCAAAUAUUUCGAAUUUCUUCCGUCCUAGGAACGCCUGAAAGAAGAGAAUGGCCUGAAGGAUACCAAUUGGCGUCUCAGAUGAAUUUUGUUUUCCCAAAAUUUUCCAGCCUUUCGCUUUCGAGUGUGGUACUCGGUAUCAGUUUGGAAGGUUUGAUAUUAUUUGGCGACAUGUUGAAAUGGAAUCCAAGUCUUCGACCGUCAGCUGUAUUGGCUUUGAGGUAUCCAUACUUUUCGGGCCUAUAUCAUUCAGUGGAGCAGAGGAAAAUUCGAAAUUCUGUAGUCGAAACAGAUUACAACGAUAAGUGGUUUGGGGACUAUUGGAGACAUUCCGACGACGUAUCAAAUCAAGUCAGUGGUUCCCAACCUUUUUAA
This is a messenger RNA of Uloborus diversus, 732 nucleotides long. Its product is annotated as serine/threonine-protein kinase dyf-5-like. NCBI's taxonomy places the organism in Eukaryota, Metazoa, Arthropoda, Arachnida, Araneae, Uloboridae. Gene Ontology annotation, molecular function: ATP binding; protein serine/threonine kinase activity. Gene Ontology annotation, biological process: intraciliary transport; cilium assembly; intracellular signal transduction. The record is from RefSeq and is a predicted model, not a curated record. Gene Ontology annotation, cellular component: cytoplasm; cilium; nucleus.